Molecule: messenger RNA, 975 nt
Organism: Fraxinus pennsylvanica
Lineage: Eukaryota; Viridiplantae; Streptophyta; Magnoliopsida; Lamiales; Oleaceae
Source: the annotation of a GenBank genome assembly
AUGGCUACAGACUCCGUCAAUUCAUGGCCGCCGCCACGGUCGAAGCUCUACAAUCUCGACAUCAUGGUCGUCAACGCAAAGCAUUUAAAGAAUGUCAACUGGCGUCAGGGUGAACUCAGGCCUUACGUCGUCUUAUGGGUCGACCCGGAUCGUCGCCUCUCCACCAAGCCUGAUGAUUCCGGGACGACCCGACCCGUAUGGAACGAGCGGUUUGUUUUGCCACUUUCUCUUUCUCCCAGAGAUUCUCUGCUCACCUUGGAGGUCUUCCAUUCCCGACCCUCGGAGGCUUCGAAACCCUUGGUUGGCACCCUCCGAAUCGAACUCAGGGAUCUCCUGGUUGACACAAACGAUUCAGCUACUCGAGUCAAAACUUUCGAGCUUAAACGCCCCUCGGGUAGGCCCCAUGGGAAGAUCCGAUUGAAACUAUCUCUCCGUGAACGCCCCAAUGAAAUUUACCAAACUGCCCAUCCGUCCAGCUAUAUGUACUCUACUGCACCACCCCCUCCUUUACCGACUUACCCCGGACGGGACUACAGAGGAUACUCUCCUCCUUAUUCUAGUCUUCCGGCGGUUCACCCACCUCCGGCUAUGCCAUCUCCGCCACCACCUCCUGCACCUCAAUCCUUCUCGUACACCACAUACUCUGAUCCCUACUCAGGCUACUAUCCUGGUUACUACACGCAAGUACCGCCACCGCCUACUCAUCGGCAAUUUCUAGAGCGGCAGUCUAACUAUGGCGGACCAGGGCCGAGCGCCCCUGUGGAUUAUGCGCCCUAUGAUCACCAGAAACGAGGGAGCGGAAAGUUCGGAAUGGGAAUGGGUACGGGAUUGGCAGUUGGAGCUGUAGCUGGAGCACUUGGAGGGCUGGCACUGGAAGAAGGGAUAAAGUACGAGGAUGAAAAGAUAACAGAGAGGGUUGAGAAUAACUUGGCUUCAAGAGAUGACUAUUACAGUGACUAUCGCACUGAUUAUUGA